This is a messenger RNA of Penicillium chermesinum, 279 nucleotides long. RefSeq lists its product as uncharacterized. The coding region runs from base 1 to 279 and encodes 92 amino acids. NCBI's taxonomy places the organism in Eukaryota, Fungi, Ascomycota, Eurotiomycetes, Eurotiales, Aspergillaceae. The transcript has a single exon. The record is from RefSeq and is a predicted model, not a curated record.
AUGGUGGACGGAGAGAAGGAGGGCGGAGGGGGCGAGGGACGGUGCGCAGUGAGACCGGAAUGCAGAUGCGGGCGAACUCCUGGAGGACGAGAUACUGGGAAGGAAGAGGCGGAGAAUUCUCAGGAAUUGAAAAGUCCAGAACUAAAAUUCAAGUCUAAAGCCCGAAAGAGGAACUGGGAGCCGCCGAGUGAAUUUGGCGGCAACUGGGCACAGCGCGCGCGGCUCGUGAGCAGCCCUUACACGAAAACAGGAGAGCCUGGCAGACCCGAGUCUUUAUAA